UCUUGCAAGGGACGCGACUCUUCCCAUUAAUAACUUGCGCUCAGUGCUACUGUCAUUGCGGAUUUGUUUACUGUCGAAGGUCGGCUUGCUGUUAAAUUAACCAGGUCCUGUUAACGUAUAGACUGCUUACUAUAACUGCCAGGACGUCUCUUGGAAUGUGGACUGGAAUGAGGCUUGCGCUUGUGACUUUGUUGGCGGUGGUACAUAUAGCGAAGACGCAGAAAGUGUCAACUCUUAAUGGCCCACUUCAUGGACAACGUCUCUCAGUUCUGGGCAGAUCUGUUAACGUAUACUAUGGAAUCCCAUAUGCAAAGCCCCCUGUAGGCGAUCUCCGUUUCAAGAACCCUCAGCCUUCAGAGUCAUGGGGACCGGAAGUUAGGGAUGCACAAAACCCGACGCCAUCUUGCAUUCAACCUAAAGAUGUUAUUAAAACUGCUGGGACUCACAGAGAAACUCCUGAUGAUUAUAGUGAAGACUGCCUUCAUCUUAACGUGUGGGCGCCAACAGACAGCGAUGGCAAUCUGGCCGUGAUGGUUUGGAUCCAUGGUGGGGGUUGGUAUUUUGGAUCUACACGACUGCAACUAUAUGAAGGCAAAUACCUUGCAGCAGAAAAUAACGUCAUCGUUGUAUCAAUGAAUUACAGAUUAGGGCCUUUAGGAUUCAGCUAUCUGGGGCCGUAUACCAUCCCUGGCAACAUGGGCUUGAUGGAUCAAAGACUUGCCUUAAAGUGGGUGAAAGAUAAUAUUGUCUACUUCGGCGGAGAUCCAACCCGCGUGACCAUAUUUGGAGAAAGUGCUGGUGGUGCCAGCGUGGGUCACCACUUGGCCUCACCUCUGUCACGUGACAUGUUUGACAGAGCCAUCAUGCAAAGUGGCACUCACAUUUCUCCAUGGGCUUACACCGUACCAAAAACAGCAAAGCGAAAGAUGAAGAGGUUUGCUGAUCUCCUUGGAUGUCCAUCAUCUUCAACUGAUACAGACAUCUACGACUGCUUGAAGACAGCAGAUGCCCAAACUAUGGCUGAUGUUCAGUUCGGUUUGUUUGAUGAAGGAAUUGCUUUUGUCCCAGUUGUGGAUGGCUACUUUCUCCCCGAUGACCCCACAACUCUUCUGUCCAGCGGUUCCAUCAAGCAGACCAGUGUAUUGCAUGGUUUUACUAAAGAUGAGGCAGCACUGUUUUCGGCAGUAUUGUUACAGAAGAUGAGAAAUGUAUCUACCUUACCGGAAACGCUGACUUUAAGUCGCCAAGAGUAUGAUAGUCUUCUUUCAGUUGAAUUUGCAAAUGAAGAAAAUAAACAAAUGAAAGAACCACUUCGAUUGUUUUAUGAAAGUCAGAAAGCCCCUCUAAAAGACAUACACUAUCUUGAUGUAGUGAAUCGCUUGCGUACGGAUAGGGGAAUGAAGUGUCCUCAUCUUGAGUUUGACAGAUUGCACUCUCCUGCUAACCCUACCUAUGUGUACAGUUUUAAUCACCGACUAUCAAUUAGCCCGUAUCCUCAAUGGAUAGGAGCAGCCCACUGGUACGAGCUUGACUUUGUGUUAGGUUUGGUCCUUGACGAGUCUCUGGGAUGUACACAAGAGGAAGUGGAACUCAGCAGGACCAUCAUGACCUACUGGACCAACUUUGCCAAGUCAGGUGACCCCAAUGCUCCGGUCCCAGUGAAGGUAGACUGGCCGGCCUCUGACAACACUGAUCUCACCUACAUGACCCUUGACGUGGGCAACAACUUAGCAGCAGGACACGGGGUAGUCCAUCACGAAUGUGUCUUUAUCAACAGCAUUCUACCCAUGAUUACUGCAGAUCCACUGGAAGGGCAGGAGUACUGCACAAAAGGAUGAAAGGACAGCAUUAUAAUAAUCAGACACAAUUAAAUACAUAAAUAUCAUUAUUUUUUUGGCUUAACGCUGCUUUGAUCUGUUAAUCAGUCAUAUAACCAAGUGUCAGCGCAGAGGGGCAAAAAAUUCCCAUGUUGCCCAGGGCAGGGGUAGUCCUCACUCAUGUAGGACGCCACACCGCAUAGCUAUUGUGAUGCCUGUGAAUGCUUAGCCACCCGUAUACAACAAUCACACCAACUACACUCCUGUAUACCUGUCAAUGCCAUCAUGGAAUAAACGAUUUGUCUGCAUUA
Messenger RNA from Haliotis rufescens (red abalone), 2128 nucleotides. RefSeq names its product cholinesterase 1-like. The transcript has 4 exons. Lineage: Eukaryota; Metazoa; Mollusca; Gastropoda; Lepetellida; Haliotidae. Bases 156 to 1838 code for a protein of 560 amino acids. Gene Ontology annotation, cellular component: plasma membrane. Gene Ontology annotation, molecular function: acetylcholinesterase activity. The record is from RefSeq and is a predicted model, not a curated record. Gene Ontology annotation, biological process: acetylcholine catabolic process; choline metabolic process.